Messenger RNA from Cariama cristata (Red-legged seriema), 576 nucleotides. RefSeq names its product zinc finger, SWIM-type containing 7 (gene ZSWIM7). Gene Ontology annotation, molecular function: zinc ion binding. NCBI's taxonomy places the organism in Eukaryota, Metazoa, Chordata, Aves, Cariamiformes, Cariamidae. Gene Ontology annotation, biological process: double-strand break repair via homologous recombination. The transcript is spliced from 6 exons. Gene Ontology annotation, cellular component: Shu complex. Bases 21 to 443 code for a protein of 140 amino acids. The record is from RefSeq and is a predicted model, not a curated record.
AUGAGGCCAGAGCCAAGGAGAUGGACAGCACCUUGCCAGCAGUAGCAGAAGAGCUUUUGAAAGAGAUCAAAAAGGCUUUUCAGGAGACCUCACACGUCCCUGAUGACCUGCUGCUGGGGCUGAAGUUCAUAUUUGGCCCAUCUGCUGUCCCAGCUUUGGAUUUGGUGGACCAGCGUUCUGUCACGCGAGUCAUGUCCCCCAGCGGAAGGACUGCAUACCAGGUCCUUGGGAGCUCAGGCAAACUCUACACCUGCUACAGUUCCUGCCACUUCUGCACGUGUCCUGCUUUUGGGUUUACUGUAUUGCAGAAGAGCGAGAGCCUGCUGUGCAAACAUAUACUUGCUGUCUACCUCAGUCAGGCCAUGGGAGCCUGCCAGGAACUGACUGUCUCUGAGGAGCAGCUCACAAGCAUCUUACUGGCUGAGGAAGAGGAUGAAGGAUGAAGGAUUUGGAUCACAUCUGGCAUUUUUCAUAUCUACAAGGCUGGCAAAUGUUCUUCGUGGCUGGUAGGUUUCUACCUGUGCUGCAGCCAAGCGUGACAUUAAUUAGCAGUCUUGCACCGAUAGAUUAAUUAAU